Molecule: messenger RNA, 6248 nt
Organism: Phyllotreta striolata
Lineage: Eukaryota; Metazoa; Arthropoda; Insecta; Coleoptera; Chrysomelidae
Source: the annotation of a GenBank genome assembly
GGUCGUCGCGGCGCUGCGCCGAUCGCUCGCGCGAUCGCCUCGCCGGCGUCGGUCCCGCUCAGUGCAGAACAGCAUGCUGUGGUGGCUGCUGCUGGUGGCCGUCGCGGCGACGACGGCCGACGCCAAGCGGGCGCCGACGUCGACCCAGGAGCCCGUCAUCGAAGAGGUCACCGCCAAGCAGCUGGAGCGCGUCCUCGCCGAUAAGGACUACGUCGCCGUCUUCUGGUAUGCAAGGAGCUGCACCACAUGCGACAAAGUGCUGCAGGAAUUGGAGCAAAUCGACGAUGAUACCGACUCAUUCGGAGUCGAUUUCGUCAAAAUCAACGACAAACGACUGGCUAAGCAAUAUGGCAUCACGAAGUUUCCAGCUCUUACAUAUUUCAGGGAAAAGGAGCCGAUCAUUUACGAUGGUGACUUGAUGGAUGAAGAACAGGUGUUGGAUUUUUUGACUAGUUUGGAAGCUAUGGAUCUGCCGGAUCGAAUCGAGGAGGUCAACGCCAGGAUUUUGGAUAAAAUAGUGGAGGAAACUGAUUAUGUAGCCGUUUUGUUUUGUCCAGAUGCCGAUAAGUGCGCAAAAGCGGGAAGCAAUAAACCGGAAUGCAAGAAAUGCUCCAAAGUGCUGCUCGAAUUGGAGAACAUCGACGACGAGGCCGAUCAACUGGGCAUCGGUUUCGUCAAGAUCCACGACGAAAACCUAGCUGAUGAAUACAACCUGGGCACGUUGCCUACACUUGUUUAUUACCGACAUCAAAUACCCAUCAUCUACGAAGGUGAGUUGACGAAGGAAGAUGACGUUUUGGAAUGGUUAGUUCAACACAAAAGUACUGGAGAUGAAGACGAUAUUAUUGAAGAUGUUACAUUGAAGACCUUAUCGACUUUAAUAAGUAGCGUGGAUCAUUUGGCUGUGCUGUUUUACGACCACGGAUCGGAAGAAUCGACUCAAGUCCUCGACGAUUUGGAGCACAUCGACGACGAUUGCGAUAAAUACGGCAUCCAAUUCGUCAAAAUCGACGACUUCAACGCCGUGAAAGAAUACGGCUUGGACUCCUUGCCUUCUGUGGUUUACUUCGAGAAGGGCAUACCGAACAUCUACGACGGCGACUUGGAAGAAGAAGAGGAAAUCCUGGAAUGGCUGGUGGAGCAACUGGAAAAGGACGAAAUCGAAGACGUCACCGACGAAAUGCUGGACAAGUUGAUAAGCGACAGCAAGUUUUUGGCCGUGUUGUUUUAUGACGAUGAUGACAGAAAGUCCCAAAAAGUCCUGAACGAACUUGAAAAUAUCGACGACGAAUGCGACCAGCUCGGCAUCGUUUUCGUUAAAAUAGACAACGAUGACGAAGCUAAAGAAUACGGUAUCGAAAAAAUACCGUCCUUAGUUUACUUCGAAAACAGCAUUCCUACAUUAUACGAAGGCAACCUAGAAGACGAAGAGAAAGUCCUCAAGUGGCUCGAACACCAAGUCAAGCACGACGAAAUCGAGGACGUCACCGACGAAAUGCUGGAUAUUCUAAUAGCAAAGAAAACACACGUAGCAGUUCUAUUUUAUGACAAAAACCAAAAGAAGAGCCAAAAGGUGUUGGCUGAACUGGAGAACAUCGACGACGAAUGCGAUCAAAACAACAUCGCCUUCGUGAAAAUCGACAAUCCCGACGAAGCUAAAGAGUACGGCAUCGAUACCAUUCCCAGCCUGGUGUUAUUCGAGAAACGAAUCCCCCAUUUAUACGAAGGCGAUCUCACCAAAGAGGAGGAACUCCUGGGUUGGCUGCUGCACCAAAAACGCCACAGCGAAAUACCCGACGUUACCGAUGAAAUGAUGGAUUUGCUCAUCGAAUCCGAGAAAUUCCUCGCUGUACUUUUCUAUGACAAAGACGACAAACAAGACAUCAGAGUACUCAACGAGCUCGAAAACAUCGACGACGAUUUGGAAAAAGAAGGCAUAGUAAUCGUUAGGAUCGACAACGAUGCUGAAGCUAAGGAAUUCGGUAUCGAUCACCUACCGACUUUGGUGUACUUCGAAGAUAAGAUCCCUUCGAUCUACGAAGGGGAUCUUAUGAACGAAGACGAAGUACUCAAAUGGCUGAUCGAGCAAAAGACGACGGCCACGAUCGAAGAGGUCACCGACGAAAUACUCGAGGAUUUGAUCCAAGAGCACGAAUACGUGGUGGUGUACUUCAGCGGCAACUGCGAAGAAGGCCAGGAGUGCGAUAACAUCCUCAAUGAAUUGGAAAAUAUCGACGACGAACUUGAUGAGACUGGUAUUAUAUUCGUUACCACUGAAGAUUUGGUUGUGGCGAAGAAAUACAGCAUCAAAAGCUUUCCGAAAUUAGUCUUCUUCAGAAACAAAGAGCCUCUGGUUUAUACCGGAGAUAUCGAAGAUGAAGAUGAAGUUUUGGCUUGGCUCACCGACGAAAACACUUUGGAAAUUCCGGAUCGCAUCGAAGAAGUCAACACCAAAAUGCUGGAUAAAAUUCUCAGCGAAAACGAACACGUCGUCGUUUAUUUCUAUAAAGAAGGCGACAAGCGCUCCCAGAAAAUCCUGCAAGAACUGGAAAACAUCGACGACGAAUGCGAGGACAAAGACAUCGAUUUCGUCAAAAUCUCCGACGAUGGUAUCCAAAAGGAAUACGAUCUACCAUCGCUUCCUGCCGUUGUAUUCUACAGGAACAGAUUCAGGGAAAUUUACACGGGCGAUCUGAUGCACGAGGAAGCCAUCCUCGACUGGGUCCUCAACCUGCGCGAAUCCGAACCAGAUGUAAUAGAAAACGUCGAUAGAAAAACUUUACAGGUUCUAAUAAACGACGUGGAACACUUGGCAGUUUUGUUCUACAGCGACGACUGCGAGGAAUGCCCGGAAAUACUGGAGGAAUUGGAGACCAUCGAUGAUGAUACCGAUAAGCACGGCAUUCAGUUCGUUAAAUCGACGGACGCCAAACUGGCCUCGGAAAUUGGGAUAUUCAGUUUUCCGGCUUUGGUUUAUUACGAAACCGGCGUACCGAUUAUGUAUGACGGCGACCUAAUGAAUGAGGACAAAGUUUUGGAUUGGCUAGUUGAACAGAAAAGUAACGACGACGACGACGAAGAUGAUGAUGAUAACGAUGAUUAUGAUGAUGAAUAUGAUAACGAUGAGGAUGAGGAUGAUGAUGAUGGUAGUUAUGAGGAUGAUAAUGAUAAUAAUGAAGAGGAAGAAGAAGAAGAUGAUGAUGAUGACGAAAUUGGGAGUGGAUUAGAUGAUAUCAGAAAAUUAAUUAAGGGGAACGUUACAGGAGACGGAUGCUUCUACAUCGGCAUGGGAGGUAAAGGUCCGCAAUUCGCCUCGUCGAACUACCAACCGUACCAGUGCUGUCCCAAACCGCCGACCAAAACCACCAAGGUGGCCAAAUUGCAGGCGAAAUCGGCCAAGGCGCCGCCGCCGGUCAAACGGGUGGCCGGCAAGGCGCCGGUGACCGGCAAGAAGGCGGAUCCGGCGCCGCUCAAGCCCGCCUCCAAGGCGAACCAUCCCAUCAAAAUGAAAGAGGAUCGCGUCAAAGAUAAAACGCUCACCAAAGGCGAGAAAGGAAAGGCGAAAAGGGCGUUUUUCGGAAAUUUACUGGACGAAACCGAAGUACUGGAAUGGAUGACCGAUCAGAAAAACGACGAAAGCAUAGAAGAAAUCAACAGGGACAAACUCUUCCACUACAUCGACACCAAAGAAUUCCUAGCAGUAGUAUUCUAUAAAGAAGAAGACCCCGACAGUCCCAGGAUCCUCCGACACAUCGAACUCAUCGACGACGAGGCCUCCGAAUACGGCAUCAAAAUCGUCAAAAUGAAAGACCGACUGAUGGCCAAGAAAUACGGCUUCAGAGAUCCCCCGGGCAUCACAUACUUCCGCAAAGGAAAACCCAUCAACUACGACGGAGACAUCGACGACGAAGAGGAGAUCCUCGAUUGGCUCAGCGACCCCGAAAACAUGGAGCUCACCGAUCACAUUGAAAGAGUCAACAGGAAGAUGUUCGAGAAGAUCCGACAGCGAUCCGAUUACGUGGCUGUGUUUCUAUAUAGCAGCGACUGCAAGCAAUGCCCGCGCGUGCUGACAGAAGUCGAGCACAUCGACGACGAAGCCGACAGCGCCGGCAUCAAUUUCGUGAAGAUCGAAGACAAGCAAAUGGCCAAGGAGCUGGGCGUGUUCGCGCUGCCUGCGAUAUUGUUCUUCAAGCUGGGCACCAAGGACCCCGUGAUAUACGCCGGCGAUCUGUUCGACGAGCAGCAGAUCCUGCAGUGGCUGCUGACGCAGAAGGACCCCUCCGGGGACGUGAUCGAAGCCUGCGACGGCAGCGAAUUGCUGACGCUCAUCGACAACGAGGACGCGCUGGCUGUGUAUUUUUGGAACAAGACGCUGUGCGAGAUAUGCAAUGAGCAAGCUCAACAGCAACAACAGCAUGCUAGGAAGGGCCAGAAAUCGAAAAACGUUUCCGAAGAGGGUACUGAGAGUUAUGAUGACGACAAUGAAGAAUGCGAACAGUGUGUGAAGAUUCUGGAGGAACUGGAGAACAUAGACGAUGAUUGCGAAAGGCAUGGCAUCAAGUUCGUCAAAACGCAGGAUUUAAGGAUAGCAGAACAAUAUGGAGCAACCGAUUAUCCUGUACUGAUGUACUUCGAGAGCGGCGUUGGUGGAGUUUUCGAAGGAGAUCUCCAAGAGGAAGAGGAAGUAUUACAAUGGUUGAUCCAGCAAAGGACCGAGGAUAGAAUAGAGCUGAUAACUAGAGUGAUGCUGGAGAAAAUGGUCGAAGAAACCCAAUACCUCGCCGUGUAUUUCUACAAACAGAACUGCCACAUUUGCGAGGAAAUCUUGGAGGAACUGGAGCAAAUCGACGACGAAUGCGACAUCUACGGCAUCCAAAUGGUGCGAAUUCAAGAUCCCCAAUUGGCCAAAAGAUACAGCAUCAAAACCUUCCCUGCUUUGGUAUACUUCAGAAACGGAAAUCCUUUACUAUUCGAAGGAGAUCUUCAGAACGAACAAUCCGUCCUGGAAUGGUUAACAGACGAUGACAACAGGGAAUUGGAGGAUCAAAUCGAAUCGGUUAACGAAAGGAUGCUAGCCAGGUUAUUGAAUUCCUCACCAUUCCUGGCUGUCUUCUUCUACGAUGAGGAUUGUCCGGAAUGCGAUAUGAUACUGGAAAACCUCGAAGAAAUCGACAACGAAGCAGACCUCUUCGGUAUCGACUUCGUCAAAAUAUGCAGCGCCUCCGCCGCCGCCGAGCAAGGCCUCCACACCCUUCCUGCUCUGAUGUACUUCAGGAAAAAGAAGCCCAUGGUCUACGACGGCGACCUCAGCCAAGCCGACAACGUCCUCGAAUGGCUCACCUCGCAGGACGUCUUCGAAAUCAAAAACGAAAUCGAAGAAGUCAACAAGAAGAUGCUGGAGAAGCUGCUGGAGGAGAACGAGUACGUCACCGUCUUCUUCUACGAGAUCAGCUCGGACGACAGCAAAUCGAUCUUGGAGAAACUGGAGAACAUCGACAGCGAAACCGACAACUUCGACAUCACCUUCGUGAAGAUGGCUGACGCCCGGUACGCCAGGAAAUGGGGAGUGACUCAUCUACCGGCCAUCGUGUAUUUUCGGCGGCGCUUCCCGAGCAUCUACCGGGGCGAUUUACAUUCCGAGGCUGAUGUGCUGGAGUGGCUGCGGAAGAACAGGUUCAGGCAGCCCGAGUUGAAUCUCUUCAUGUACGCCUUGAUGGCCAUCAUCGUGGCGUUUUUGAUCUACACGGCGUUUCUGUUGCAGUGUUUCAAGGUGGCUCCGACCACUAGCGUGGUUCCCCAUGCUAAGCAGAGUUAGAUAGAUUGUCUUUGUUUAUGGUAUUUUUAUUGGAAGUUGCAUAUAUGGAGGGUGAUGUUGUUGUUAGAUCAUAGGGUUUUUAUUAGACACCUGUACAAGGACGAUUUUGUAGAUUUCUGAUUUUUUUGAGAGCUUUUUUCCACUUCAUGCUAAAUCUUGUAGGUAUAUUUUAUGUUUCUCUUGCGUAUAAAUGUGAUAUUUUAGUUAAAUGCGUUUAGUUAAUUUUCGCCGCCCUUCAUUAAUACGAUUAAGGUUUAAUUAGUGGAUUUAUUUACGAAUCCUGGACCAAUAAAUACAUAUUAUUGUCGACAAAGUGUUCAACGUUAAUUAAUUUUGUAUAAAGUUAUGUCAAUGUACAUAUUGUGUUAUCAUUCCCGGUAAAGGAAAGGACAGUAAAAAAAAUCAUUUAUGGGUAAACAGAGGAAUGUAAAUC